CCGCCAGCCCGAGCCGCCGUUCACAACAGAAUGACUGACAGCAUCUCUGCUAUCGUGGAGCAGCGAUUGAUCUCGUCUUGGUCGGGUCUGAAUCCAGCCAGCUGGCUCUCGCCCUUUUUCAGCGGAACUUUUGGCCACAGAUUUCCAACAAAGCAAUCCCAGCCCAGCUCGACUAGCAGCCCCGAUGAAAGCAUUAUCGAUCUGGACAAGGCCUUUGUUGGCUCUGGCCCGGGGCCCCGUCGAGGGGACUCUCCUUCAGCCGGACGGGUUCCUGAGGUGUUCGUGAACGGCAGAAAGUCGGGUGCCGGACUAGUCCGUUGUUCUGGUGAAUGCUAAAUGUGACGAGUGUCGUGAAUGUGUUGAUUGCAGGUCCCAACUGAGAUCAAAAACACCACUUCUGCACCUUGAAUCCUUCUUCCUCUUCCUCCACACCACGCUUCUCCGAUCAAAGCAAUCUCACCAGCACAUCCUACGAUCGAGCCUAUCAAGACACCCUCAUCACUCUCUCAACCAAGCGCACGUCGACAAUGAUGUCGAACAACAACAACAACGCCACCAACGGCCCGCCUCGCCCUUCGUCCCCAUUCCAGCAGCCGAACGCCCGUGGCAGGGGCAACUGCAAAGCUCAACAAGUCCGUCCACGCAUGGAUCGCUUAGUCCCAGGAGAACCAGUCGGCUUCGACGGCGAAUUCCAGAUCGUGUUAAGGGAGGGAGCCGUGAAGUGGAAGCAGCGCCUCGCGUGGGUCGCCGUGGUCAACACCAAGGGAGAGAGUAUCUUGGACACCUUUGUGGUGUACGACAACGAGGAGGGCGCGGAGAAGAGAAGAGGACUCCCGGAAUUCGGUGUAGGCAAGAAGGACCUCCUCUUCAAGAACGGUGCGGUACAUGCAAGUACCGUCGAGAAGUGGCUGGCGGAGAUCUUCAAGGAUCGUCCGGUAGUCAUGCGCGACCAAAGUGGGGAUACAGCCGCCUUCGAAUACGAAACCCCUUUCGUCCACGCUACCAUCCAGGACACGCAGCUCUUGUAUUCCGAUCGUGGCGAGCGUCGAUCCCUGAAGGACGUUGCCAGUGAGGUCCUCCAACGCACAAUUCAGGUGGGAGGCGUGCACACUCCAACCGAAGAUGCAGCUACUACGAUGGAGCUCUACCUCCUCAAGCGCCCGUACGACCGCGCGGCAGAGAAGGCGAAGCUUGAGGCGAAUGGCCUGCCGACAACAUCAGCCCAUACCCGCAACGGCGACCGUGGUCGACACAACCAUAGAUCGCGUGGUGGUCGUGGCAUGGGCAAUGGUCGCGGGGCCCUCCAAGAGCGUGCCCCGAAUGCGACUGCAACUAGAGGCGAGCAAGACUGGGCCGGCGAGGCUUUCGUUCGUCCGGCCAGGGGAGGGCAGCGGCGUGGUCGCGGUCGCGGAGGGAAGAAGAACGAGCUGGAAGAAUAA
Zymoseptoria tritici IPO323 is the source of this 1439-nucleotide messenger RNA. RefSeq lists its product as uncharacterized. Gene Ontology annotation, molecular function: exonuclease activity; nucleic acid binding. Bases 528 to 1439 code for a protein of 303 amino acids. The record is from RefSeq and is a predicted model, not a curated record. Lineage: Eukaryota; Fungi; Ascomycota; Dothideomycetes; Mycosphaerellales; Mycosphaerellaceae. Gene Ontology annotation, cellular component: nucleus. The transcript has a single exon.